CUCUCUCUGACUGCAGUCAGUCAGUCACCGUCUAUUGCCGUCGUCGUAGUGCUUGUGUCCGUGUAGAAUUUUUUAAAAAAAUAACGAGCGCUUCAUGUGAUUAAAAAAAUUAAAAUUAAUUUAAGAACACACACACACAUAUAUUUUUUGUAGACGUUUUAUUAUUGUUAAACCGUUGACUAUUUCGUGUAAAGUGAAAAAGUUUAAACACUAGACAUUUUAUUACACUCAGUAAUUUGGAUAACUCUUAUAAAAACUGUUCUUGAGGUGAUUAUUGCAAUGUUGUCAGAUAUAAUGAUGCGAAGAUAGAGCUCGUGAGCAACGAGUGUUAAACUACUCAAACCUUGCAAUUUAUAGAUUUUGUCUUGGCCACCAGACGCUCUCAUUACCAAAAGGUUGAUACCGUAAAAUGAGAGUCACGGUUUGGCGGUCAGGUAAUGAACAACAACAAUCGACUUCGGCGACAACAUUUAACCAACGACAAUCAACCAACUGGGAUUGUGGAAUUGGAAACAGCUCUACGUCAGGCUUCUAUUAACGAGUACCAGUCUAUGACAGUACCAUUAGGUCCGUUCGCGGUGAAAUCUUCUACGUCCGGUAAUCUGACGUCUACCGAUACUCAGAUGGCUGCAUCUGUGGCAGUUCUUGAGAUGUUCCAACAACAACCGUUUGGACACCAUCAUCAUCAUCAUAGACCUCAUCAUCGAACCCAUAAUAAGUUUGCAAGCAUUUCAGCAGGCAGUGCUUUAUCUAAGUCGAUGAAGUACGCGGAUGGAUGGCUUUAUGAUCGCGGUACAGUCGGACAUGGAGGCCAAAAAUCACGCAGUACUUUUUUAGGCCGUGAACAGUUUGAUCCAGAAGCUGUAGCAGCUCUAGUCAUCGGAGGACCUAUACCUUUGACCUGCACUGAAGAUCCAUAUGAUCGUGUCCGUAAAAAUAGAAUGACCACGUCAGCUGCCACGGCCAAGUGCGACCUUAUGCGCAAUAGAAGUUGUUCACCACGUACUCCUUCACCUGAUUAUGAUGACUCCGGGGGAGGAGGAGAGGGAUGUGGUCGACGAUCGAUACUCGAGUGCAAUGUUAACCCGUACGACCUUUUGCGAACCCCAGAUGACGAAGAUGAGUCCCCCAAGCGAUUGUCUUUAAAAGACAAGUUUAUGAAUAAAAUACAAGAUAGUGUGUUUCAUAAAAGAGGUCUGGCCGCCAAGAAAGUCACAUGUACAUCUCCUACCAGGGUUAAUGGUGGUAUCAAUAUAGCCGGACAUACAGUGCGACUUUUUGAUGGUAAAUUAUCGUCAGCUAGUGAUAAAAAUACGACAACUACAUCUUCUGUGUGGUAUGAUGACGGUUCAGCUGAAGACGCAUUGACACAUUUUACACAUGUGUCAACAUCUGAAGUUAAGCAGAAAACGCUAAAAUCAGAAUCAUUGCAAGAUCAAUCACCAGUUAGGCCACCUCGUAGACGAAGUAAACCGACCGGAAGGAGUGUGUCUGGCCCAGCCAAACGGUCGCAUUCCCUAACGGCUGGUACUUUACCAUAUGUAGAAAUCAAAUCGAUAUUAAAAAAGCCAGUGUCACUUACUACGGACGAUUUAAGUCCUGUGAGAACGACACGGUCGUUAAUUGAGUCCACAACUGACGAGGAUCCUUUGUGUUCUUCUUCUUUCAUACCACAGAAAAAAACUAAAAAACAAGUACAAUUUGAUAUCAAAUUGGCGGCCUCGCCAGCUGAGGAAAUACCAAACGAGGCCGACGAUCGAGAACGGAAAGAUAUCAAAAAGGACGAUUAUCAAAAUGGUAUGAAAGAUGAAAAUAAUGAGAUCGCGAAUUUACUAACGGGUGGGGUUUUUGUUGAUCGUAAGCUUAAGAGAAGUCUUAGUGAUAGACAGACUUCCAGUAAUGGAUCGAACUCAAUGGGAGCACCAGACGAGGUUACAGUUUUUAAUGACACUAUGCGAAUUCACGUGCGACAUAAGAACAGACCGGAUAGUAGAUCAGUGUUUGAAAGGCCAUCCAAUCCACCACCACCCCCACCUUCAAAAGUCAAAACCGAAAAUAUAGGCACUGUAGUUGAUCCUUCAAUUACUGAACUAUAUUGUAAUGGUGGUAGCACUAAAACUAUUGUACAAGUAUCGCCACCCAACGAUGAUUCGCAGUCGAUAAUAGCUGAACAAAAAACUUCUAUAUUAGUAAAUACGUCAACUUCAGGUCGUCUCAAAACAUCAGUUAUUAUUGGCGAGGGUGGAUCUGCCUACGCCGCUUCGUCUGAUAACAAAGUGACUAUAAGUAUAGGACCCACUAAAGUUGCAUCGUCGCCCACGACCAACAACUAUAGGAGUAAUGUCGUUCUUGGAAUGUCGUCUAACGGUAUGUCUGAAUUUAUUAAUUUAAAUUAUGAUCCUGUUGAGGCAGCUAGGUUGGAUGUGAUACCACAUAUUUGUGGACGACCUAAUAGAACGCAUCGUAAUAGACCAUUAGUAAACCCAUAUAGAGUGUCAGAAAUUCACAAACAUAUAGAAGUAUCAGACACGGAUGACUCAUCAGAGUCAUGUUAUGCCUCAGCAAAAGAAGAUGUCUCAUAUUCUUCUACCGAAGCUAGUCUUCAGUAUAACGAUUCGGAUCCUAUAUAUGAGGAGAUACCAGAAACACCCCCGCCCUUGCCGUCGUGUCCCCCCCCUGAGAGAUGUGAUUUUGAGGCAGCUGCUCUUCCAUCACGUUCUAUUUUUGAAGGUGCUACUAAAUAUGACAUUAUCAAUUACCUGGUGGAUGCUAAAAGACGGUGUAAUGCAUUGCAAGAUGCUAUACCACAUACUAAAUUUGCAACUCUUGAAGACGAACAAGAUAUUGUUUCUGCUACAGUAGCUGUCACUGCUGCUGCGGAGUCGGAUAGUGGAAAUGGAGCCAACUGUAGUGACUCAUCUAGUGAAGAAUACGGACAUAUACAUCACGAUACGGGAGCUAUCCCUGGAAAAAAAUCAUCUGUCGAUAUAGAACGUAAUGACUCUGGAGUAGGUUCAGAGACAAGUCAAAGUUCUAGAAGUAAGUGGCAACAGCAACAUGAAACUCAACACAGCUGUGAGGAUUGUGAUCAGGCUGUAGAAAUACAAACUACUGACGGAGGAAUCAUGUUCGCACCUUUGGUCUGUCGUAAAUGUCACAAGCGAAGAGCUGAAAGACGGGAGAUCAUUGCUGAAAUUGUAGAAACGGAAGAGAAGUAUGGUCGAGAUUUGGACAUAGUUAUGGAAGAGUUUUAUAGGCCUAUGAUGGUAGCUGGACUACUCAAUGCAGAACAAUUAUCCGCUGUGUUCCUCAACGUUGCCGAAUUGCGUGAGCAUAGCACUGCCUUAUCUCAGAAGCUGCGAGAUGCCUACGAGAUAGCCAUAGAACAAGGAGAUGACGACUUGCUCACCGUCAACAUUGGCCGACUGUUCCUCGAAGCAUCGUCUUCCAUGCUUCAUGCGUUUCAAUCGUACUGCACCCGACAAGGUAACGCGGCUCUACUAUUAGCUAAUUUAGAGAAAGAAAAAGAGUUGUUGCGAAUAUUCUUGCGGGUGUCGCAAAUGGAAAACGCCGUGCUCCGCCGGAUGAACCUCAACAGUUUCCUAAUGGUGCCCGUUCAACGCGUGACGAAAUAUCCGUUGCUCUUAGCCCGUCUGUGCAAAGUCACGCCAGAACAUCAUUUGGAAGCCCGGCAGACGCUUAACGAGGCGCGACAUAAAAUUCAGCUACAUUUAGAGCAUAUUAAUUCACUGGCAAAAGACAUAAGUUCGACUAAGUUAUGGCGAAAGAUUUAUGCGAUCAAUGGUAAGCGACCGGACAGUGAAGAUUUCGCAGACAUAAAAUUUCGUAAAGUGGCAGUCGAUGUGCUCGAAUGGUCCGGUUUAGGCGAAGAGAUCAGAUUUGCAAUGGAAGGACGUCUCUUGUAUACUCAACCGUCGGAUCACAAUUGGCGUAAAGCUGGUAGAACCAUUAAAUUGUUACCGAUAAAUGCUAUCAUAGCCACUUUAGGAAAACCCAACGAAAAUUACAAUCCCGAUUCAGAAGACGUGGGUUUCCCUAAACAAAAUGGUAUCCGAGACGUCUCAUUGGUAUUGUUGAAAGAGAAAAGUGGCCGAAUUAGUCUUCUGAGGGAACCCAUGUACUUGGACCGUUGUGUGGUAUGCUGCGAAAAUGAUCUAGAAGAUUACUUUGAACUUCACGAGAUUACAACAAAGGAUACGUACAUACUUAAAGGCCAAGAUCCUGAACAAACCAAAAUGUGGUAUAAACAGUUGCAGUACCAUUGUCAGACGAUGGGAUGUUGGAGAAAGAGGCGUAACGCUUUGGCUAAUAUAAUGAUCAAUAAAAAUUGAAGUUAAUACUUAAGACAAAUUCAUUUUUCCUAAUUUUCAAUACCAAAUAUUACAAAACUUCAAUCUGAAUACUAGAUAAUAAUUAUAGAAUCUUCGUGGCAGACGUUACCAAAAUAUAUUUGAAUGAAAUUUAAAUUUUAAAUAUAUUUCUUCUAAUAAUCAUAACAUUAAUAAUUAUUUUUUCAUGAACACAAUCGCCUUUUGUUUAAUUGUACAAUAACUAUAAGUAAAUAUUUAUCUUCUCAAUUAAAUUAUGUUGGAUAUUUAUGUGAGUUAUUUUAUUUUAAUAACUAGUGUAAGAAAAUUAAAUGUAAUUAGCUUUUGUCGUAAAUGUAAUAUGUAAAAUUUGUGUAACAAAAAAAAGCUGAACUUACAUAAUUGCUUAAAAUUAUUUUAUAGAUUAAUUGUUCCUCACCAUGGAUU
This is a messenger RNA of Daktulosphaira vitifoliae (grape phylloxera), 4775 nucleotides long. RefSeq lists its product as uncharacterized. The transcript has 13 exons. The record is from RefSeq and is a predicted model, not a curated record. Lineage: Eukaryota; Metazoa; Arthropoda; Insecta; Hemiptera; Phylloxeridae. Gene Ontology annotation, molecular function: guanyl-nucleotide exchange factor activity. Bases 438 to 4352 code for a protein of 1304 amino acids. Gene Ontology annotation, biological process: positive regulation of Rho protein signal transduction.